Nelumbo nucifera (sacred lotus) is the source of this 2559-nucleotide messenger RNA. Lineage: Eukaryota; Viridiplantae; Streptophyta; Magnoliopsida; Proteales; Nelumbonaceae. The record is from RefSeq and is a predicted model, not a curated record.
AUGUUGACUGUUCUACUUUUUCCCAUCCCACCGUACGAAGCGCUGUUUUUAACUUCAUUCAGAUUUGGAUCCAGGUUCCAGCCGACAGACCUGCUGACUCUCUCUCGUUCCCGCUUUCCGUAUUUUUAAAGUCCAAAACGAGGUUCUAGGAAACGCGAUCUAAUCACAACUAUGGCGUCUGCUUUACUCCAUUCGCCCCCAAACGAAGAAAUAAAGUAAAAAGGGUAAACGAAGACAAAAGAAAUCGGAAAUAAAUUGAAAGAGACAGUUUGCAUGAGAGUCGUAUAAAUGACAGUUCAUUCUCCUUCGAACCCGUCGUUUUCUUCAAUGGCUGAGGGAUGACUUCUCAAUCUCUGAUUCUCUGCUGUCACUAUUCUGUUUAGAUCUGUCAUUGGAAAUGAUAACAUCUCAGGUUUUGAACUGUUGAUAGCCUGGAAAGAUCAAUCCCCUUCCGGAUUUUCAUCACGUUUCUGUGGUUAGAUCGACUCCUGAAGCACCUCAAUUCGCUGAAUUCUCCUUUUUUACUGUCCUCUUGAGAUAUAAAACAGACUGAUGGAGAUGCUGUUUUUUGAAUUUCUCUUGAAAUUCUGACCUUCGAUUGAUUCUACUAUAGGUCAGAUUGGAUUCAGGGAAGGUCCUUUACUUUGGGUUGGAAAUGGAGAAUGGUGAGACUAGGAUGAAGCUUGAGAUCUUGAGGUUGAAGGACGACCGAGGUCUCGAUCGUAGAUGUGGUGGACAAUUCAAAGCAGAGCCUUCUGUUUUAGGGAGUACGGAUAUCUCUGUUUCUUCGCCGGUCACUCGGCAGAAAGCCGCUGCUGCGAAGCAGUUCAUAGAGAACCAUUAUAAGAAUUAUCUACAAGGCCUUCAGGAUCGUAAAGAGAGACGUUGGGCACUUCAGAAGAGAGCACAAGAAGCUAACGUUUCAAAUGAAGAACAACAAGAGAUGCUGAGGAAUUUGGAACGCAAAGAAACUGAGUAUAUGCGAUUACAGAGACAUAAAGUGGGAAUUGAUGACUUUGAGCAAUUAACAAUAAUUGGAAAAGGGGCAUUUGGUGAGGUAAGGCUUUGUCGUGCUAAAAGCACUGGAGAAAUUUUUGCAAUGAAGAAGUUGAAGAAAUCAGAAAUGCUCAGUCGUGGACAGGUUGAGCAUGUUAGAUCUGAGAGGAACUUGCUUGCUGAAGUUGAUAGCCGGUGCAUUGUAAAACUUUUCUAUUCAUUUCAGGAUUCUGAUUUCUUGUACCUUAUCAUGGAAUAUUUACCGGGUGGUGACUUUAUGACUCUUCUGAUGAGGAAAGAUGUGCUUUCAGAAGAUGUCUCACGAUUUUACAUAGCAGAAAGUAUCCUAGCAAUUCAUUCAAUUCACCAGCAUAACUAUGUUCAUAGGGACAUAAAGCCAGAUAAUUUGUUAUUGGACAAAAAUGGGCAUGUAAAACUCUCAGAUUUUGGCUUGUGCAAACCCCUAGGUUUUAAAUAUUCAUCAUUUCUGUUGGAAAAUGAGGCACUUGUACAGGAAUCCGCAAAAACUGAAACUGAAGGCCAUCCCACCUAUGAUAGGGCACCUUGGUUGAUGCCAAAAGAACAACUACAACAGUGGAAACGCAAUCGACGUGUGCUGGCCUAUUCUACUGUGGGAACUCUUGAUUAUAUGGCACCUGAAGUGUUACUGAAGAAAGGUUAUGGAAUGGAGUGUGACUGGUGGUCUCUGGGUGCAAUAAUGUAUGAGAUGCUCAUAGGCUAUCCUCCCUUUUGUUCUGAUAACCCAAGGAUCACUUGUCGAAAGAUAAUUAACUGGAAAACAUGCUUGAAAUUCCCUGGUGAACCAAAAAUAUCAGAUGAAGCUAAGGAUCUGAUCUAUCACUUGCUAUGUGAUGUUGAAACAAGGCUGGGGACCAGAGGAGUGGAAGAAAUCAAGGCACAUCCAUGGUUUAGAGGCAUUCAGUGGGAUAUGCUGUAUGAGAUGGAAGCUGCCUACAAACCUACUGUCAAUGGGGAAUUAGAUACCCAGAAUUUUGAGAAGUUUGAUGAAGUAGAAUGCCCAUCAUCAGCAUUGCCAAGAGUAGGACCCUGGCGCAAGAUGUUGACAUCAAAAGAUGCAAAUUUCUUAGGGUUUACUUUCAAGAAGUCAGACAUGAUAAACUCCAUCAGUACUUCAGAUAUGAGGUCGAAUGGUUCUUCAAAGAUGCCAUCUCUUAAGUCCUUGUUUGGCCAAGUUGACCUGCAAGAAAGUGUGAACUCAAGUGGUGAUACAUGAGUUCUGGACCACUUUCAUCUUCCUCUCUCGCUGGUUUAUGCCUCCAUUGGCUACAUAUGUAUGAUAUGUAAAGGUAUUUAGUGAAGCAGGACCCAUUUUAUUUUCCUCUCCAUUUCGUAAACAUUCGAUAGAAUGCCUACUUGAGCGUUUGAUUUUGUCUUGGCCACCAAUUUUUUCAAGUAUGUUGUAUAAAUGCCUUUAGUAGGAAUAUGGCGAAUGUAUUGCCUCACAAUUUUAUGAGGACUUUGUAAGUAAUAUAUUGAGAUAAGCUUGAGUAUACGACUCCCUCUCAGAAUCAGUUAAUCGUU